AGUCCAUGCGCGAGCACAGGAAGACGAAUCCCAGGGCUCUUUUUAUCGAUGGCGAACUAAUACGGCCUAUUGUUGUCUACCUCGGUAACGGAAACCGGCCUUCCACCCUGUCAAAUCUGCCAAUUACUCAUACAACCUUUUUAUUCCCCUCGAAGGAGCACUUUACUAUACACCUGGACAUCAACCGUUCUCUAAUCUGGUAGUGCAGCACUGGGACUCGAUAAAACAACCACCAGACAGCAUCGCAGCGAAAAAUGUCAACAUUAGCCCGCGCCCUCCGCCCAGCUCGCCGCCUCCGAGUCGCACCGCCCGCGCAGCGGGGCAUGCCUCUCGUCGCCCAGCGGUGCUUCGCCGACAAGCCGCCCGUCCAGACCGAGUCCACUACCAACGGCGAGCUGGGCGUCGGCGAGUUCGAGGGCAUUAAGUUCCGCGUCGAGCCGCUGCGCCGCGUGGGCGAGGACGAGCGCACCAUGCGUGCCCGCCUUCUUUACCAGUCCCGUAAGCGCGGUACCCUCGAGUCCGACCUCCUCAUGUCGACCUUCGCCAACGAGCACCUCCCACACAUGACAAAGGCGCAGAUGCAGCAGUACGACCUGUUCCUCGACGAGAACGACUGGGACAUCUACUACUGGGCUACGCAGGAGGACGCCCCCUCAAACUCGGCCCCGACGCAGAAGCCCUCGGCUGAGGCCGCCCAGACCAAGCCCGCCGAAGACAUCCGCACGCAGCCGCAGCGCGCCGGGGAGUGGGCCAACACCAUCGGCACCUUCAAGGCGCAGUACCGGCCCGUCCCCGUGCGGUGGCAAGAUAGCGAGAUCCUCGAGAUGCUGAGGGCCCAUGUCCGCAGCCGCCGCGCCGACGGCACCGUCGGCGUGCACCGCGACGUGCAGGAGCGCAAGGAGGGCGGGCUCGGGUUCAUGCCGCCCCUGUUCGACGUUGACAAGGCGGGCGCCAAGAACUGAAGCUAGCGGGGAUCAUUUGGGCCAGUGGAUGGGCGCGAGGAUCAAAGACUGCAGGAGUAGAGGACCGCCAGAGCAAGGGGAUUUGUACCACCACAUCUAUCAGGAGCAUUACUACAACGGCGGAGAGACAGAGAGACAGAGAUGGGCAGGCAAGGAGGGGGCAAUAGUACACGGCAUUUUCGGCUUCGUUGGAAGCUUUUGCACAUAGUUACGGACGGAGCACAUAUGUGCAAGGUGGCGAAGGGAAAGGCAGGGAAUAUGAGAGAAAGGCGGCGGCCUGCUUUCGUUGGAGGCUGGCUACCACGCCCCGGGCCCCGGGACGAUGUUGUACAACAAACCCGUAAUUUGACAGCGGAAGACGACUGGCUCAGCGAUAUGCACUUAGGCAACACACGCCACUUGACAUAGUGCCCCCAAUUCAAAUCUUUGCAGUCAA
Molecule: messenger RNA, 1398 nt
Organism: Colletotrichum destructivum
Lineage: Eukaryota; Fungi; Ascomycota; Sordariomycetes; Glomerellales; Glomerellaceae
Product: Putative flavinator of succinate dehydrogenase
Exons: 2
Coding region: 255-962 (235 amino acids)
Biological process (GO): tricarboxylic acid cycle; mitochondrial respiratory chain complex II assembly; mitochondrial electron transport, succinate to ubiquinone
Cellular component (GO): mitochondrion
Source: RefSeq, a predicted model, not a curated record